UGAUGAACGUCCGUGGCGCACUGACUCACCGACCUCAGCACCAAAACAAGCUCUGAGCCGCGCACACGCAGCGACAGUGACCAUUGUGGAGUACAGCACCAUGCAGGGAGAGCAGGGAGAGGACGCCUGCUGACACACAGACUGGAUACUAGUCUUCCCUCACCUUUGGAUAACUUGGAGCUUGGAGGCGCUUUCUUCUCUCGCACAGGAGCUACAAGGAGAACUCCCAGGGAGGGACUAUAAGGAUUUAUCUUUAUUUUAGAUUUUGUGUCGCUCUCUCCCUCUCUACAUUUGUUUACCUCGGUGUAAAUACUUUGGAAUAGUGAGGUUUUGCUGCUUUUAUUGGCUGGUGACGCGGCUGCCCUGGAGAAGCGAGAAGGAUGGCAGCUUGGUUCACCUUUACCAUCGCGUUCAGCACCACGUUAAUAACACAGGUGUUCGGAUCCGGCUUUUUUGAGCUCAACCUGCACGAAUUUAAAAAUCACAAAGGUUUGCUGGCAAACGGGAGCGCAUGUAAGCCCAGCUGCAGGACUUAUUUCAGAAUUUGCUUGAAGAACUAUCAGGCCGUGGUCUCGCCAGGUGACUGCAUCUUUGGGAGUACAAUGACACCAGUGCUGGGGACAAACUCUUUCAGCGCCAAGGACAGUGGCACUUUACCAAGACCCAUUCAGAUACCGUUCAACUUCGGCUGGCCGGGGUCAUUUUCAUUAAUAAUUGAAGCCUGGCAUUCACCUUAUGGAAAUCUACCUGUAGAUACCAACAACCCAGACUUUCUGAUUAGCUUCUUUGCCAUCCAAAGACAGCUGGGUGUGGGGACUGACUGGUCCGAGCUCACGCUGACCGCAGAGCAGAUGGAGCUGAGAUAUUCUUACCGGUUCAUCUGCAACGAAAGUUACUACGGAGAAAGUUGCUCCAUGAAAUGCACGCCCAGGGACGACCGAUUCGGCCACUACACCUGCACCCGAGAUGGGCAGCUGUCCUGUCUGCCUGGCUGGAAGGGCAUAUACUGCGAAGAACGGUCACGCAGAUGCUUGCCUAUGAGUGAUAAAUACGGGAAUCUGUUUUGGCCUAUAUCCAAACUCUCCUGA
Messenger RNA from Paralichthys olivaceus (Japanese flounder), 1088 nucleotides. The record is from RefSeq and is a predicted model, not a curated record. Lineage: Eukaryota; Metazoa; Chordata; Actinopteri; Pleuronectiformes; Paralichthyidae.